Messenger RNA from Paramacrobiotus metropolitanus, 5818 nucleotides. Its product is annotated as afadin-like. NCBI's taxonomy places the organism in Eukaryota, Metazoa, Tardigrada, Eutardigrada, Parachela, Macrobiotidae. The coding region runs from base 752 to 5548 and encodes 1598 amino acids. Gene Ontology annotation, biological process: signal transduction. The record is from RefSeq and is a predicted model, not a curated record. Gene Ontology annotation, molecular function: protein binding. The transcript has 11 exons.
GUACUGUACUUUAAAGUAGGAGGAGCUAACGAGGCGCACGAUUGUGUCUACGCUGUGUGUGCGGACACACUCAAGUGAACGCAUGGACGCUCCGUCUCGCUCUUUGACCGAUUUAAGUGCCUUGCUCGUCGUCCUGCAGCUCCUGCUACUAUUCCUGUGAGCGGCGAUACAGUUGUGCACUGACUGUUCUCCUUACCUGAAUAUGAAUAUUAUUUCGAUUAAAAUUGAAAUUCAGCACCGUAUGUGUAUAUGUAGUCCAGUAUCCUUUUGUUCACAACAAUAUAAAUCCGAUAAGUUAGUCGGUUGACUCCUCCCAUUUACAAGAAAGAUCCGCUUGAAGCUUGAAAUGUUCCUCCAUCCGUCGUCAGCUACUGACGUUGUCAAGAUGCUCUGCAGUGCGCAUAUGCUGCAAGUUUACGAUUCUUAUCGGGUAAUCGUGUUAUGAUGUUAUCAGAAUUUUAUGCAUUCCGGAAUUCCUUUGCGUCAAGUACAUUUAUGGAAUAUUUUUGCUCGGGGAAGCUUAAGCGUACAAAAAAUUUUCGAUCGAUAUUGAAAAUGAGUUAGUGCUGGCUGGAUAUGAUUCACUACUCAGACUACUGUUACGCUUGCUGACUUGACCGUUGGAGUUAAUCUGUGCAAGUGCAACGCGGAUCAGAGUCAAUCUGAAUUGAUCGUCAUCAAAUAAACCCAACAGCUUUAAUUUUCGGACAAUGCAAUUUUGCUUCGUGGAUGAUCGUGUAAGAGCCAUAAAAUGGGAGCUCCUGACGGGAUGGUAGCUGCUGUAAGACCCAGCCGAACCAACGUCGUGAUGGAUCCACGAUCGCAUGAUCGUGAUACGCUGCGGACGAUCAUUGCACAGUGGAAUGCCAAUCGUCUGGACUUAUUUGAACUGAGUGAGCCUGAUGAUAACAUGCAGUUCUACGGCGUAAUGCGCUUUUAUUUCCAAGAUGAUUCUCAGAAAAUUGCCACCAAAUGCAUUCGAGUGUGCAGUGCGCAAACUGUGCGCGAAAUCGUCGAAAUAUUAAUCGAGAAAUUUCGACCCGAUAUGCGCAUGUUAUCAGUUCCUCAUUUUAGCAUCUAUGAAGUGCAUGCCAAUGGUGAGGAAAGGAGACUACGUGACGACGAAAAGCCUCUGUUAGUUCAGCUGAACUGGCACAAAGAUGACAGAGAGGGACGAUUUCUGUUGAAAAAUGACGACGGUGCCGAAAAAACAAAAAAUGGAGAGCACUCGAAAAAGUCUGCUCGGAUUAUGUCGAAGCAAGAAAAGAAGGAACUGAAGAAGAAGGAAAAGGAGGAAAAAUUGAAGAAAGCUAACGAAGCUCUGGGUAUUGUUUACGAUUCAAAAGAAAAUGAUGCGGAACGCCUGUUUAAGCAGCUUCCGGAAACCAGUUUCCAUCGCAGCAUCUCCAAUCCGGAAGCCGUUAUGCGUCGUAGACGGCAACAGAAACUGGAAAAGAAAUUACAGCAAUUCAAAAGUAAAGAUGGUGGUCCGGAUACGGGUGGGACUUUGAAAAUCUUUGGUGAGAGUAUUAAUCCGGAUGUUCCAUACAAAACACUGCUGCUGUCCAUCAACGACACAGCGGAAAUGGUCAUUAAACAGACGCUGGAGAAAUAUGGUCUGGAACGUGACGAUUACUCCGAUUAUCGACUGGUGCAGGCCGUUUUGCCGGUGGGAUCGGAUGCUGGCACCGUUGAUCCCAGUCUGAUUAAGGAAAAAAUACUCUCACCGUCCGAUUGUCCGCUGCAGAUUUUGAUGAGAUUUCCUGCUCAAGAGGGUAUAUUGAUAUUUAAUUUGAAGAAACGGUCCGAUUUAAUCGCGAAUGACCAUAAAACGGAAAACGGAAUCACCAGACCGUUGCUGUCCCAUAAUCCAUAUUUGGUGGAGGUAUUGCCGAAUGGGCUCGGACAGGCGGUGCAGUUAUUUCCUGGAAUUACUGAAGUGGGAAAUGAUCAUUUGCGACUGGGCGCUGCCAACUUUUUCCAUCUCAGCUCUCCAGAUGUUUUGCCCAUACAUUGUGUAUUUAACCGGCUGGAGGCUACAGUGACUGUUUGUCCAGCGGUCCCAAGCGCUUUCCUCACCAUUGAUGGAAGGAAAAUUGAAAAUCGUGCAAUUGUGGAGAAUGGGGUGGCUAUUCGAAUUGGGCAGUGCCAUGUUUUCCGCUUCUUUUCUCCACAGAGUUUCAAUGAGACAGCUAAACCGGUUCCUUCUUUAAACCGCGACAAAUUACAGCUUCCUCUCGCGUCGGUUGCGCUGCCGAAACGAUCUCCGGAUGGUGAUUUGCGAAAACAUGUGGCCUUACAAAUGGAUACGAGUGAGCAUGACAUGAUGGAUACUGGAUCUUCUGUGCACAGUCAUCGAUCGUCUCCGGAUGUGCAUGUUUUUGGUCGUCAUAACGGCUUAUCCAGCAAAUUGCCUAUUCUUCCGGCCACAAUUGAAUUCCGCGAAGAUCACGAAGAUAUUUUCCUGGCCGGGGUCAUUCUGCAUUCAAAUCCCAUGCAGAUCACGUUCAAAUUAUCUCCCGCCUAUGUCCUGUACAUAGCCGCCCGAUAUCGUGCUUCGACCAAUUUCCGCCCAGAGAUUGUUCCCACGGAGCGUGCCCACCUGCUGACCAAAUUUCUCCACAAAAUGGCUACCGUUUUCGUGAGAGUCGUGGAAGAGCACGCAAUGGAUGGGGAAUAUUUGGCGUUUUGGCUGGCUAAUGCCUCCGAGCUGCUCCAUCUCCUCAAGCUAGACCGCCACAUGUCGCCGUAUGGAGCAGAUGCCCAUGACAUACUGGCCGAUUGCCUUCAUAUGGCUUUUCAUCACCUGACACUCCAACAGCAGGAGCAGUUGGCUGGUGUAUUACCGGGGCUAUUCAAGCUUGUCUCAUCCGACAGCGGCUGGGGUGAUGUUUUGAAUGUCCUCUCAGUGACCAUGUCGCUAUUGCGGCGAUGCCGACUCAACGCCGCGCUUACCAUUCAGCUAUUCUCGCGUCUAUUUCAUUUCGUUAAUGUGUGGCUUUUCAAUGCUUUGAUCCGACAUCCCGAACACUGUAAUGGACAUUUUGGGAAUUGGUUACGAGCUGGAUUGGAUCAUGUUCUACAGUGGGCUGAAAAGCAGGGCUUGGAAUUGGCUGCUGAUUGUCAUCUCAGUAAAAUUAUUCAGGUCACUAAUCUGCUCGAUUUGCCUAAGGAUGAGUCGUUUUUCGCCAACUUUGCUUCGGCCUGUUAUCGGCUCAAUUCCAUUCAAGUGCGCUUUAUUAUGGAGCAUUACAUGCCCGCCCCACAGGAAUACGUCACGCGUGAUCUAGUCGACAACGUGGUAUCCAUCGCCAAGAAUCUGGUCGAUGAGCCGGCCCAACUGAAUGGAUCAACGGUGCAGUUAGAGGAAGACAUGGCUUUGUCGGCCCAGUUUCUCAUUCCAGAAGACGGUUACUCUGUGGACGUUGUGUGUGGCGUUCCAACUGGACUUCAUGAGUUCCUUGAACCACUGUGCCGCUCAAAAAUUUGCGAAAUGAGUGUUCACCCGUUCUCCCAAGGAUUGUGGACUGUCUAUCUGACACCUUCAUCUGGAAAUCACUCUCCUUCAACAUCGUAUGAUGGUCGAGUCAUGCAUCCCACGCAACACCUCCCAAACGUAAUGGAAAUAAGUUUCCAGAAAGGCAGCAGCGGUAUUGGACUGAGCAUUGUCGCAGCGCGAGGCUCAGGGCAAGAAAAGCAAGGGAUCUAUAUUAAAUCCGUUGUUCGUGGUGGCGCUGCUGAUCAUGAUGGACGUUUGUAUUCGGGUGACCAGUUGUUGAAAGUAAACGGAAAAAGUCUGAUCGGAGUAAGUCAGGAUCGUGCCGCUGAAUUGAUCGCCCAGAGCGGUCAAACAGUUCAUUUGGAAGUGCUGAAACAGGGAGCAUUCGCUCAUGGCCUUGCCACUAUGCUCAACAGCCCUUCACCUCCUCCAACUGCAGUGAAGCCUCCCAUUGCGAACGGUAUCGAUCGCAACACCUUGUCAUUGACUCGGGAAUCCAAUCCCUAUUUGCGCAAUGGCAGCGGUUACGUAUCCCAGAAUUUCACGGAAUUCAUGCCACCGGAAGUGAAUAAAUUGCGUGUAACAAAGCCGCCUACGGAUGUGAAAUCACCUAAUCAAGCGCCCGCAAAUCGUUUCCAGUUCCAGACUGAUGGAUAUCAGCCGCCGCAGGGAUCAGUGACCGUGCGCUCUCCAUCUCCGGUCCGCGAGCUGAUUGCCGCGCAGAUGCAUUCGCAAAGGGAUAAAAUCCGUCAGGAAGCAAAGAUGCUGGAAAUGGAGGAUGAAUUGCGUCGACGUCGCGAACAGAUUCAUCAGAAUUCGAUUAGAGAAAGGUCUCCGGUCCCCGUCACUCGUCCGCCUCCCGCUGUUGUAGCACGACCGUUGGGCGGUUCUCAGCGCAGCGUGAGCAUGGAGCGGAUGGACAAAACGGGAAGGCCACCAGGCGAGAAACGGGUGCAGUGGGCAGUUGAUAGUCCUAACCAGUCUCCUAGCCCUACGAUUCAACUUCAUCCUGUCAAUGUGCAGCAGGUACGUCCAACAGAACAGCCAGUUCGCAUUGCUGUGCCUCCACAUCCCGGUAACUCAACUGCUCGAGUUCCGAUAGCCCAAGAAAUCCAGUCGUGGUCUCGUGGAUUUAAAGAACGCGGCGAAAAUGGUGGCUCACCUACAUCAUCUCCAUGGAACCGCGAAGAAACACAACGGAUAAAGGAAGAACGCAUCGCAGAAGCCCGCAGAGUUCGAGAUAAUGAAAUCGCCGCUUUACAGAACCGGGGCGAUCUCAGUGAACAUGAAGAGGAGCGAUUGCGAACUCUCCUGCUGGAACGAGAUUUUCAACGCCGAGCGGAAGAAGUACUGCACCGCGAAGACGAGGAGGAGGAAGCCGAGGACGAUGAUGAACAAACGCCUAACCUUCGGCAAGUUCCGGUUAACGUUGUACCUGUUCCAAAAACAUCCGUUCCGAAGAGCGCUCCCCAUCUGCAUCACCCAGCUGCUGCCGCGGCUCCAGAGGUGUACCGGACCAAACAGCAGGAGGACUAUGACCAGUUUCUGCGUCGACAAGAGGCUCAUGCUAUUAACGAAGCAAUGCGACGAAGUCGGGACCAUUUGAACAACGGCAGUAAUGGCGUCCAAUAUGUUCGUGUCCAAGAAACAACUUACCCGUUGCCUGCAGUGGCUACGGGCCGGGAGACGUCGCCAAACUUCACAAACGGCUCCAAACAUGUUGCUGAGAUGAACGGAAGUCAUUGUACUGAUGUUCCUGUAACUGUUGUCAAACGGCAGACAACCGGCAUGGAAAUCCGUCAGGAAGUAGAGGCAGCGCGACCAACGGCAGUGGCUGUAGUCGGUAUUCAUGAAGUUUACAAUGAUCCACGGAACCGAAUUUUGAAUGCGAAAACAAGACUGCCUGUUGUGGAUGAAACAUCACCGGAGAAAUUGUCCUUCAAGGAUAAGAUGCGGAUGUUUGCGUCGACCGUGGGAGAAGAUCCAAAGGAUCGCAUUAUGGCAUCUAGUAAACAGAGGGAUUUGGAAGUUGCGUUUGUUACACCAUAAGGUUCGCUAGGAGUGACGUUUGUUGGAUUUUCUCGAUAAUAUUAGAAGUCUUUGAUGCACAGGACCAAGGAAUUUGCACCGCUUGACGCUCGUUAGCACAUUUUGUUAUAGGUUUUAUAUUGUUUGAUGCGUAGUGCCUAUCCAUAAUAUUUUGGUUAGAAUCUGAAAUUCAGUAAUCUCUGUCGGCGGACCAUUCUGUUUUAUAAUCGUCUACUGUAGUUCUGCUGUAAUUGUGCCUUUAACAUGUUGAAACAACACUUUUUUGUGCUU